AUGUCGCUGGUGAGCUUCCUAAUUGGGCGCAUGGCAGACGCCUUUGGGGAGGCUGCAGACAUCCAUGAAGUCAUCCGUAGGGUCUCCAAGGUGGGCAAGGAAGCCAUUCCCGCAGCUGAUGAUCCUCUCUUUCUUAGCGCCUCACCGUUCAAUUUGUCCGCAGGUCUCUCUGCACUUUGUUUACCUGGCUAUCGACGCCGGCAUCGAGUCAUUUCUUCGUAAGCUCCCUCCCUUCCUGAAUCUUCUCCGUCCGUCCGGCAGCGGAGGUGGUGACAAUGUUUCUUUCUUCUUCUUCUUCUUCGGGGUCUGUCUGUGGCAGACGUGACCUGCUGGAUGGUCACCGGUGAGAGGCAGGCGGCGAGGAUCAGGAAUCUGUACUUGAAGAGCAUCCUGAGGCUCCUGCCUCAGGAGACGUGCACGGGGGAAGUCAUGGGCAGGAUGUCCGGAGACACCGUCGUCAUCCAAGACGCCAUGCGCGAGAAGGGGGAGUUUAUGGUCAAUGAUAAAUCUUCUUCCUCUUCUUCUUCUUCUUCUUCUUCUUCUUCUUCUACAUGGUUCUUGUUCUUCUUCUUCUGCGCUGAAAGAUUCCCGUCGUUCAUCCUUUGCUUUCCAGGUGAGCAAGUUCAUCCAUCUGGUGUCAACUUUUAUCGGGGGAUUCGUCACAGCGUUCGCCAGGCCUGGCUCCUCGCCCUCGUCAUGCUGUCCACCAUCCCCCCUCUUUGUGGCCGGCGCCGCCAUGUCCACGCUCUUCGUAAGGAUGACCUCUCGCGGACAGACGGCCUACGCGGAGACGUCGGUGAUCGUCUAGCAGACGAUCGGCAUCAUAAGAACGGUGAGUAGCGCCACCGCCACCCACUGCAGCGCCAUGAUAACAAGGUGGACAGAUAGAUCUUCUUACUUCUUCCUUAUCACCGGGUGUGGUCUGCGCGCAGGUGGCCUCAUUCACAGGAGAUAAUCUGGCCCUGGAGAAGUACGCUAAGUCGUUCAGGGCUUCCUACAAGGCGAGUUGCCAGGAGACCCUUGCCGCCGCCGCCGGCAUCGGCACCGUCCUUGGCAUCAUAAUCUUCGGCUUCGCCCUGGGCAUAUGGUACGGGAGUAGGCUGAUACUGGACAAGGGCUACUCCGGCGGAGACGUCCUCAGCGUCAUCCUCUCCAUCUUGUUCGCCUCCUUGUGAGCCCCCCUCCAGCCGCCGCCGCUCGGUUUACUUUCUCCUUCCUGCAUUCCCCCCUGCUCAAACCGCCCGGUUUUCUCUGUCCGCCGGCCGGAAACGCAGAUCACUGGGGCAGACGUCGCCGUGCAUAAGCGCGUUCGCGGCGGGCAAGGCGGCGGGGUUCAAGAUGUUCGAGACGAUCGAGAGGAAGCCAGAGAUCGAUGCAUACGACGAAGGCGGGAGGACCUCCGGGGGGACGCCGAGUUGAGGGACCCGCACUUCAGCUACCCUGCACGGCCGGAGGAGCCCGUCUUCACCGGCCUCUCGCUCGUCAUACCGACCGGAACGGCAACCGCCCUGGUCGGGCAGAGUGGCAGCGGGAAGUCGACAGUGAUCAGCCUCAUCGAGUGAUUCUACGACCCGUAGUCCGGUGCGGUACUCAUCGACGGCGUUGACCUCCGGGUCUUGCAUCUGCGGUGGAUCCGCGGGAAGAUCUGCCUGGUGGUCAGGAGCCCGCGCUAUUCGCCGCCAGCAUCCGGGACAACAUCGCCUACGGCAACGACGGGGCCACCGUCGAGGAAGUCCGCGCCGCCUCAGAGCUCGCCAACGCCACCAAGUUCCUCGACAAGAUUCCCCAGGUCCUUCCUCCCCCCUCCGAUCCUCCUCAAUCUUCGCGGACGCCAGCGGGGCUGACUUCUUCUUUUUCUUCUUCUUCUUCUUCUUCUGCAGGGGCUGGAGACGAUGGUAGGGGAGCGCGGGACGCAGCUGUCCGGGGGGGGAGAAGCAGCGUGUGGCCAUCGCCAGGGCGAUCCUGAAGAAUCCGUGCAUCCUCCUCCCCGACGAGGCGACGAGUGCGCUCGACGCAGAGUCGGAGCACAUCGUGGAGGAGGCGCUGGACCGGGUCAUGAAAGACCGCACCACCGUCAUCGUCGCUCACCUCCUCAGCACCGUCAGGAACGCCCGCAACAUCGCCGUAGUCCAGCGGGGGCGCAUCGUCUUCUCCGAUACCUGCAAGUACCUGGUUUCGCCGUCGACGGCGCCGGAGUCUGACGGUGGUCGCCGCCUCUGCGCAGGAUCGCACGAGGAGCUGCUCAGGGACCCGGAGGGAGCGUACUGCCAGCUCAUCCACCUGCAGGAGGCGGCGAAACAGGAGUCGUAGCCGAUCAGAGGAGCACGUCGUCGAUGGAGAUCCGCCGGCAGUUGAGCCAGAUCCGACGCUCCAUCAACCCCGGAUCCUCGAUGGGAAACAGCAGCCGCCACUCCUCGGUGGCCUUUGUCAUGUCAGCGGAGAUCGGCAUCUAUGACGAUGAGGUGGCUCCAGGGAUGGAGGAGUCGCCGGCGGAGCUCGAGGGCGAGCUGUCGUGGGCCGCCCGCGAGCCGCCGUCCGUCUCCCGCCUUGCUGCCAUGAACAAGCCGGAGAUCCCGGUGCUUCUGCUGGGGGCAGUCACCGCGGCGGUGGGCGGCGUCAUCAUGCCGGUGUUCGGCCUUGUGCUGUACAGAACAACCGAGACGUUGUACAAGCCGGCGGCCGAGCUGAAGAAGGGCACGAGGUUCUUCGCUCUGAUCUCACUGCACUCGGGCUAGUCUCCUUGGUCUCAUACCAAGCGAGGAGCUACUUCUUCGCGGUGGCGGGUGCUCGGCUGGUCAAGAGGAUCAGGAUGAGGACCUUCGAAAAGGUUCUCAACAUGGAGAUGGCCUGGUUCGAUGAGCCGGCAAACUCGAGCGGCGUGGUCGGCGCGAGGCUCUCGGUGGACGCCGCAGCGUUCCGGAGCCUCGUCGGCGACGCGCUCGCCAUGGUGGUCCAGAACUUUGCGGCCAUGCUGGCCGGCCUGAUCAUCGCCUUCGUGGCCAGCUGGCAGCUCUCCCUCAUCGUCCUUGCUUGCUGCCGCUGAUCGGUCUCAACGGCUGGGUGCAGAUGAAGUUCAUCAAGGGUUUCGGUGCUGACGCAAGGGUACUCAUCUUCCUUAUUUCAUCAUCAUCUUCUUCUUCUUCUUUACGAGAUGAUCUGAUGGUGUUAAGCCCAGUCAAGAAAUACUAUUUCAAAACUUCUUUAAUCCUGACCGUCCAUCUCUCCUGAGUUAUAACGGUUGAGAUGAAAGCUACGUGGAAUUGUGGCCCCACGAAUCGUAACUGUCUUUAAGGACCGUUACUUCCCCUCUCUCCUAUAAAUUCUACUCAACAUGUUCGAUGAAAUGUAUAAAGUAGAGAGGUUGCUCUGUUUUCUUUGAAAACAUCCGUGCUUUGAUCCUUCCCCAUUCUUUCUCCAGAUCCUUUGAUCCCAACAUUUGGUAUUAGAGCAGUGUUGCGGAGAGAAGAAAGAAGAUGCCGCCCAGUGGAGAUGGUAUGGAAGGCGAGAGCUCACUCGCUGCAAGUGGAGCUGUGAAAGUACCUGGAGAUGCCGGAUAUCUAGGUACGUUCCCAGUCUUUAAUAAGACCAAUUAUCCAGUGUGGGUGAUGCAUAUGCAACUCCACUUAGAGGCUCACAGCUUAUGGGAUGCUAUUGAGUCGGAGACAAUAGCAAGGAAGAAGGAUCGGCAAGCCCUCUCCGUGAUGCUUGAAGCCGUGUCGGAAGACAUCCAGAGACAACUCAACAUCACAAAAAUGGCAAAAGAAACUUGGGAGCUUUUCAAAGCGACGUAUGUGAGUGACUCGUCUCACGAAAUCAAAACUUCAACGUCUCAGGUGAGAAUUUGAGAUGCUUCAAAUGGGGGAUGAUGAAACUGUGACAGACUUCGUCGGAAAACUGUCACGAGUUGUCACUCAAAUCAGACAUUUUGGGUGAAAAGCUGGAGGAAGGUGUAGUUGUCGUCAAGCUUCUUCGAGCAAAACUAGGGAGAUUUGAUCUAAUUACGACGUCUCUCGAUCAUUCUGGCGACAUCGACUCCAUGUCAUUUGAAGAAGUAGAGGGAUCUCUUAAGAUCUACGAAGAGAAGCUCAAGUUCCGUCAGCAGGAAAAGGAAGAACAAGUCCUUCUUUCUCACAGACUUGAGAAAAUAAGUGGUGGACCUGCCCGCGGCAGGGGACGUGGUCGAGGUCGUGGGUGGCUGAGGAAGAGGAAGAAGUAAUGGGAGAGGCUCGGAUGAAAAUUGGAAGCCUCGUGACAAAUUCACAGAGAAAUGCUACAACUGUGAAAAAAAUGAGAUGUGUUGUAACCUUUUGGCUUUGGGUUUUUUUCUUUAUAAAUUUUUUCUUCUGAACACUCGUUCUUUGCUGCGCUGAAUCCCAAGCAUGAGUGCAAAUAUCAUCCACCUCUUUCCCCGACAUCACCCCCUGACAUGUCUGGCAUCUCCUUCCCUGCUAAGUAUGCUCUCCGUCAUUUUCCUUUCCUUUAUCCCUAGUAGAAAUCCCCUUGUUCUUCCCGUUUUCGUCGUCAAAUAAUACUCCCUCAUGUGAGCACACCCUUCUCAACUGGUGGCUAACUACCCCGUCUUUUUCUCCCCUUUUCCCUGGUAAGAAUCACUCCGGUCUACCCUUCCUCAGCCUCUUGUAGGCUCACCACCCCUUUCAUCUGGUGUCCUUCUUUUUCGUCAUCCAGCUGCAACUCCUUUAUUUAGUGGACAAGCAUCCCUCCCCACCUGGAGCCUGCCUGCCCAUCCUACUGCAUCCCUCUUUUCUGCAGUGGCUCCCACCCACCUUCUCCAAUCUCACAUCCAUGAGUCCACCUUAGUGAAUCUUCAUCUUGUCUCUGUACUAAUUUAAUGAUGGGCUGAUUAUCCAGGGUUGAUAUAGCCAUACUAGGAGAAAUUUCCUAAAUUUAGAAAGCCAAAGUCCACGUACAUUCUGCUUGAUAAAUUUGAAGUAUGGUCUACAGCUUGAGUACUCAUUUUCAUGUCUUCAUAUUUUAGUAAUGCAUCUAAAUGCUACGCAGAGAAAAAGGAGGAGAAAGUUCACCUCUUGAAGACCGAAGAAAAGGCCGAGUCAACGCUUCUAAUGACAACUCUACUACAAGGCGCAAUGGAAACUCAAAUCAAAGACGGAAUGUGGCACUUAGACACAGGUGCCACAAAUCACAUGACUGGAGAUCGUAAUCUAUUUGAUGACCUCAUUGUUACCAGAAACAGUGAAGAAUGCAUCUCAAAAUUCAAAGAAAAAAUGAUGAAGCAAUUCGAGAUGUGUGAUCUAGGUCCUCUUAUCUAUUUAUCUCAUAAUUUAAGUAGAACAAUUUGGAGAUAUGAUCAAUUUAAAGCAACAAUGUUAUGCUGUACAAAUACUUGAACAUUCUUGAAUGCAAGAAUGCAACCUCGACGUCACACCACUUGAAGCUCAUUUCAAGUUCAGUAACGGAGACAAGAGUCAAUUAGUUGAUCCAACAAAAUUCUGGAGCAUAAUUGGGAGCUUGAGGUAUUUAGUUCACACUCGGCCUGAUCUAACCUACUGGGUCAUCUUAGUAGAUAUAUGGAAGCACUUACCACAGAGCAUAUGGUGACAUUGAAAUGGAUUCUUCAAUAUGUUAAAGGUACUGUGAAUCUCGGAUUACAUUAUAAGAAAUAAUUCGAUUUCACUUUGACAAGAUAUAGUGAUAGUGAUCACAUCGAUGACACAGUCGACCGGAAAGCACAAUUGAAGUUCUAUUUUUUCUUGGAUUAAGUCCGAUAAGUUGAACUUCUUAGAAGUAGAAAAUUGUCGCACUUUCUUCUUGUGAAGCCGAGUAUGUAGCUGCUACGGCAGCAGCCUGCCAGAGAAUCUGGUUGGCUAGGCUCAUCGGAGAAUUGAAGAUAGAAAAACCCACUCAGGUGAAGUUGUUUAUUGACAAUAAAUCGGUAAUUGCAUUAUCAAAAAAUCUAGAACAUCACAGCGGAUCGAAGCACAUAAAUACUCGAUAUCGUUUCAUUUGUUCCUACCUCGAAGACAAGUCAAUUGAUGUUGAGCACAUCAACUCUGCUGAUCAAUUAGCUGACUUACUCACGAAACCACUGGGAAGAACCCGUUUCAACGAGCUUCGUCAAAGACUAAGAAUGGUUGAAGACGAUGGAAAUACUAGACUUAGAGGGGAGAUUGAUGGCGUUAAGCCUAGUCAAGAAAUGGGAGCGUGAAGAUCGCAGGAAAUGGUGACACCCUAGCAGUUUCUCCUACGAGGACUAUUUCAAAAUUGUUUACCGUUUCUUAAGUUUUAUUAUUUUUAAUCCUAACCGUCCAUCUCUCCUGAGUUAUAAUGGUUAAGAUGAAAGUUACGUGGAAUCGUGGCCCCACGAAUUGUAACUAUCUUUAACGACCGUUACUUCCCCUCUCUCCUAUAAAUUGUACUCAACAUGCAUGAUGAAAUGUAUGAAGUAGAGAAGUUGCUCUGUUUUCUUUGAAAACAUCCGUGCUUUGAUCCUUCCCCAUUCUCUCUCCAGAUCCUUUGAUCUCAACAUAAUCGUCAUCAUCUUCUUUUUUUCCUCUGCCAGAUGAUGUACGAGGAGGCGAGCCAGGUGGCGGACGACGCCUUGGGGAGCAUUCGGACGGUGGCUUCGUUCUCUGCGGAGGAUAAGGUUAUGGAGCUAUAUAAGAAUAAGAGCGAGGGUCCGGUUAACGCGGGGUGGCAGGACCUGAUCAGCGGCAUCGGCUUUGGGAUCUCUUUCUUCUGCUCUUCCACCUCCUACGCCACCACUUCUACGCCGGCGCCAAGUUCGUCGAAGACGGCAAGACCACCAUCUUGGGCGUCUUCCAGGUGACCACCGAUCCCAGCGGCGGCAGCGCCGAGCUCGAGGACCUGGCCGCUGAUCUGACAGGCUCUUUUCUUUUUUACCCUCGAUGCGGCAGGUGUUCGUCGCCCUAGUCUUGGCGGGGAUCGGGCUCUCGCAGUCAAGCGGCAUGGCUCCCGACUCGAGCAAGGCGAGGUCGGCCAUCGCCUCCGUCUUCGCAAUCCUCGACCGCAAGCCCAAGAUCGAACCCAGCGAUCUCUCCGGAAAGACGCCGGAGGUGAAGGGGAAAAUCCCGUUCCGGCACGUCAGCGUCAGGUACCCCAUGAGGCCCGAGGUUCAGAUCUUCCAGGACCUCUGCCUGAUCAUCCACGCCGGCAAGGUAUGCCCGCCGCCAGAAUCCUAACAUCAGGAAGAGGUGGAUCUCUCCUCAUUUCGACCGUCAUAACCGAGGUGGUGCUUCUCUUCUCUUCGGCCUGUGCAGACGGUGGCGCUGGUGGGGGAGAGCGGCUGCGGGAAGUCGACGGCGAUAGCGCUGCUGCACAGGUUUUACGACCCCGACUUGGGCCAGAUCAUGCUGGAUGGAGAGGACAUUUGGAGCUUCCAGCUGCGGUGGCUGCGGUGGCUGUGGCGGCAGAUGGGCCUGGUAAGCCAGGAGCCCGUCCUCUUCAACGACUCCAUACGCGCCAAUAUCGCCUACUGCAAGGACGGCGGUGCCUCCGAGGCAGAGAUCGUCGCCGCUGCCGAGGCUGCCAACGCCCACAAGCUCAUCAGCAGCCUCCAGCAGGUGGGUCCUCUUCCCUUCUUCCUCCUCCACCGCCUCCGGUGACGGCGCCGCUUCCUUCCUUUCCUUUCCUUCUCUGAAGACCCUCCGAUCACGCGCAGGGGUACGAGAAGGUGGUCGGUGAGCAGGAAAUCAACCUGUCGAGGGGGGGCAGAAGCAGAGGGUGGCCAUCGCCCGGGCCAUCGUGAAGGACCCGAGGAUCGUGCUGCUGGACGCGGCCACCAGCGCCCUCGACGCCGAGUCGGAGCGAGUUGUCCAGGACGCGCUAGACCGGCUGAUUGUCAACAGGACGACCGUCAUCGUCGCCCACCGGCUAUCCACCAUCAAGGGCGCCGAUCUCAUCGCCAUCGUCAAGAACGGGGCCUAG
This is a messenger RNA of Spirodela intermedia, 7923 nucleotides long. Lineage: Eukaryota; Viridiplantae; Streptophyta; Magnoliopsida; Alismatales; Araceae. The record is from the annotation of a GenBank genome assembly.